Messenger RNA from Puccinia triticina, 648 nucleotides. RefSeq lists its product as uncharacterized. The transcript has a single exon. The coding region runs from base 1 to 648 and encodes 215 amino acids. The record is from RefSeq and is a predicted model, not a curated record. Gene Ontology annotation, cellular component: nucleus. Lineage: Eukaryota; Fungi; Basidiomycota; Pucciniomycetes; Pucciniales; Pucciniaceae. Gene Ontology annotation, biological process: maturation of SSU-rRNA from tricistronic rRNA transcript (SSU-rRNA, 5.8S rRNA, LSU-rRNA).
AUGGACUCCGCCCCACCACCACCGAUUCACCUCGUCCCGUUCGCUCGGUCAGUGGUUGAACUGUUGACGAUCUGGCCAGCCCUGCAACUCUCCUUCGAGCAAUCAGCCACCCACCAGUCACGAGUCGCACAGGACCAGGCCCGGUCCGAGCUGGCAACCGAGCUCGUCGGUGCUUUCCUUGACGCCCAGCCAGCCGUCCCAGAAUCUGUCCAACAAGGAGCGGACGAUCAGCGGCCGAUUCCCGACACUGAAGAAAUCGAGGACUUUCUGCUCGGCUGGAUCUUCGGAACUCUGGAUGUGCGAAUCGAGGAUGAAUCGGAGAUCUCGGUCACCCGUGACCUGAUCAGUCUGUGGAACGAAUGGUCAGCCAUGGCCAGCGCUGCCGACGAGGAAGCCGUCAGAUCUAGGGGUCAAGUCAUCCAACGGGUCGGACGAGUCGCGGCUAAACGACGUACUAAUUCUUCUCAGAUUACCGCUCAAUUGGUCGACGAGGGUCAUGUCAGCGACGAUGGAGAGAGCGAGGAUGAUGAAGAUAACAUGAGGGUCGAUGAGCCAUCUUCUCAAACACCGGCCGCACGUCGCCAUCCCAGCCCUACAAUCGAUGAGGAUGGUUUUACCCUGGUUACAAAGUCAUCCCAACGGCACUAG